GUGAUGAUAACAUACAGAGCAAAGGGAUCACCAGCCUGUGACCAUUUCCGAACAUUUCCCAAGGCAUGAGUAUCUGCCACUGCCCGACGUACUUUUUCUAUGCUGGUACCAACGAUCUUGUUUCGCUCCAUAAGUCAGCGAGGUCCUUUCGUAUUCUGUAAUCAGUUAAUACACACAUCACACAGAACAAUGUUUGCGGCCAUCAAAACUCUUUUCACUGAACUUGAAACGCCCAAGUAUGAAGUGGAGAAGGAUUCAACAGACGACAAGAAGAAAGAGUAUGAGGUCAGAAGGUAUGGAGAGACAACAACAUGGGUGACUAUAUCAAAUUCUUCUAUCGACGAACCUUCAGAAGUCAACAAACCGACAAAGGAGAGUCGUGGGAUGUUCUUCAAGCUUUUUAACUACAUUUCAGGGGAAAAUGACAAAAAACAAAAAAUUGACAUGACUGUACCUGUGCUCAAAAAGAUAACACCAGGAGCGGGUCCGUUCUGUGAAACAACCACAGACAUGUCAUUCUAUGUCACCAAGGAAUUUCAAGGCAGUCCUCCAACCCCGUCAGCUGAAGAUGUUCAUGUGACGCACCUUCCAGCUCAACGAGUUGUUGUCAGAACUUUUGAUGGGUACACAUCGGAGGCUAAAGAUCUAGAACAGGCUCGGAUCCUGGCUGAGCUCACUAAAGACAAGUUCGAGCUGGAACAAUCAUACUUCUUCACUGCAGGAUACAACAGCCCAUGGAGGGUGACUGGGCGUAGGAAUGAGGUCUGGUUUGUGAUUAAAGAUGAUCAGAAACCAGAUGAGGCUAAUGUUAAACCGACAAGCCCUGAGGUUAAUGUUGAAACAGCAACAGUUAAAGAAACUAAGGAAAGCUCCGCAGACCCAUCAGAAAUCACAUCUGCUUAAUAGGAUGCCAAAGUAAUAAAUCAUUCUGCAUGGAGGGGGGGGGGGGAUUGGGCGGCAAGUUAUGUGGGGGUGUUCCCCCUUUGCAAAUGCAUCUAUUUUGAACCCAGUUUUACCAAGCUAGUUCAAGAUUUCCUGAACAAAUCAUAUGAGAAAGGAAUUUUUGGGGAUUAUGAAAGUGAAGUAGGCUGACUCUGUCCACACCCUCCUCUUUUAUGAUUUUGCCACUGCUGCCCGAGCACUGUGCCACCAUGUUAAUUUUCUCUGCGAAAAUCAAUAGUAGCUUGUAGGGGACUAUGUAAAGUGUUGAGCCCGGUUUAUAUACUUCCCGUGAAUGCAAACAGAUAACAAAUCUUUGUGAUGUAAGAAUCGGCACGCACUGUUCUUCCAAUUAUGACGCAUGUAUAUUCGCUUAACACGAAGCAUUUGCAGGAAGUAUGAAGUGCUUCUAACACUGGUAAAAAUUCCUAAUACUGGCAGCGGUGUAGCCAUGGGGGGGGGAAGCUAAGGGAGCCUCUCCCCCAGGUGCCCUCAUAAAAGGGAUGGGGCGAACAAAAACAUGGCUUCGUCCCCCAAUUGAAAAGCAUUUACAAUCCCCCCACUGUAAAAAAAAAAUUCCAGUUGAUAAUGUUUAUGUACAUGUAUUCACAUAAUUAUAAGUAUUGAUGAGAACUUAAAUUACAAUAACAGGGUAUUUUUAUUAUUUUAAUUUGUGGAUGAAGAAUGUAUUGCUUCUGAUGUAAUGUUUAGUAUAUUUAUUAGUUAUUUAUUUACCCUUGGCGAUGACAAAGCUAAAACAUCUCAUUUGAUUAUCUCCCAAUUUGUACUCACAAUAUUUAGAAGCGACAAGUUAAGUUCAAUUGAAAUGUAUGCAUACACAUAAUGUUGACAAAGACAAAUUUCAUAUUGUGUAUUAGAACAAAACUGGUUGCACAUAGUUGUGCAGCUGUGAUAAUUGAACUCUUUGUAAUGUUCCUUUGGAAUUAGACCUAAAUACAUAAAAUACUGUCAUUUUUGGCAAAGCAAAUUUAUGGUUUGUAUUGCACAAAAGAUCAAUAAUUUAACAAAUUCCACUUGUUUUUUUAGGCUAAAACGACCAACAUAUUAAAAUUCGGUCUCCACCACCUCUGAUUUUUGACAAUUAAUUAUCUUCCAUUAUUGUACCUGUGACAGUAUAAAGGUAACUUCGUAUCCAGCAUUUUGGAAGGAUUUUCUUGUUUUCACAAUAAACAAUUUAAUUAUCAAUACAA
Molecule: messenger RNA, 2150 nt
Organism: Asterias rubens (European starfish)
Lineage: Eukaryota; Metazoa; Echinodermata; Asteroidea; Forcipulatida; Asteriidae
Product: heme-binding protein 2-like
Exons: 6
Coding region: 100-903 (267 amino acids)
Source: RefSeq, a predicted model, not a curated record